Messenger RNA from Prosopis cineraria, 1843 nucleotides. RefSeq names its product cytochrome P450 714C2-like. The coding region runs from base 113 to 1672 and encodes 519 amino acids. NCBI's taxonomy places the organism in Eukaryota, Viridiplantae, Streptophyta, Magnoliopsida, Fabales, Fabaceae. The record is from RefSeq and is a predicted model, not a curated record. Gene Ontology annotation, molecular function: oxidoreductase activity, acting on paired donors, with incorporation or reduction of molecular oxygen; heme binding; monooxygenase activity. The transcript is spliced from 5 exons.
CUGUUGCUGCUCACUUUAAACUUUAAAGUGAACCAUUUCAUCUUCCUUUCGCAAGAAGCAAGUUGUUAGACGUGAGAGCAGUGGGAGCGACAUAAACGAGGAGAAGUAGAAGAUGAUGAUCUUAGUGACAGUGAUUCUGGGAGGAUUGUUCGUGCUGGCGUUCCAUGCUUUGGUUGCGUUGUUUCUGAAGCCAAGAUUGACGAGAGAAAGCCUUCGUACGCAAGGCAUCUAUGGUCCUUUUCCUCACUUUUUCUUCGGGAAUGUUCCAGAAAUGAAAUCCCUUCUUCAGGAGGUUCAUGAUCAGUCUCGUUCUCAACCCGAAGCAUCCCCUAUUUGUCAUCGCUGGCCCUUCACUUUGUUCCCUCAUUUGCCCAAAUGGAGGAACCAAUACGGGCCCAUAUGCUUGUAUUAUCGUGGAAGCAAACCGUUCUUGAUGGUUCAAGAUACAGAGAUGGUGAAGGAGGUGAGCUUGUACACAUCUUUGGAUCUUGGAAAGCCUUCUUAUCUAUCCAAAGAUCAUGGGCCACUCUUCGGCCUAGGCAUAUUAUCAUCAAGUGGGCCUCUUUGGGCCCACCAAAGGAAAAUAAUUGCUCCUCAGCUAUACCUUGAUAAGGUUAAGGGGAUGGUUGAUUUGAUGGUGGAAUCAACAAAUACGAUGGUGAGGAAAUGGGAGGCAAGAAUUGAUCAUAAUGAGAAAGCGGUUGCAGAGAUAAAGAUAGAUGAAGAUUUGAGAAGCUUAUCGGCUGAUAUAAUUGCGAAGGCCUGUUUUGGAAGCAGCUAUGAAAAAGGCCAAGAAAUAUUCACCAAGCUUAGAUUUAUUCAGAAGCUCAUGUCCAAAUCAACUGUUGGAAUUCCGGGACUACGGUACCUGCCAACAAGAAGCAACAGAGAGAUAUGGGCAUUAGAUAAAGAGAUAAGCUCAAUGAUUAAAAGACUUGUAAACCAACGCCUCAUGGUUGGUAAUAAGCAGGAUCUCAUGCAAAUGAUAAUGGAGGGUGCUACAAAAUGUAAUGAGGAUGGUGGUGGUGAUGACCUCUUAUCAAAUCCUAUCUCACGUGACAAGUUCAUAGUAGAUAACUGCAAGAACAUAUAUUUUGCUGGACAGGAGACGACGGCGAUCACAGUGUCGUGGGCAUUGAUGUUGUUAGCAGAACACCAAGAUUGGCAAGAUCGCUGUCGAGCUGAGGUGCUUCAAGUUUGUGGAAAUGGCACCUUUGAUGCAACCAUGCUUAGAAGCUUGAAAACGGUAACUAUGGUGAUUCAAGAGACUCUUAGACUUUACCCACCGGCAACAUUUGUUAUAAGAUCAGCCUUACAAGAUAUUAAAUUGAAACGUAUUUCGAUUCCGAAAGGAAUGAACAUUCAGAUUCCAAUCCCAUUAUUACAGCAAGACCCUGAACUGUGGGGACCUGAUGCCAACAUGUUCAACCCUCAAAGAUUUGCAAAUGGGAUCAUGGAAGCUUGCAAGACCCCUCAGGCUUAUCUGCCAUUUGGCAUCGGAGCUCGGAUCUGCGCUGGCCAGCAUUUUGCGAUGGCGGAACUGAAGGUGAUCUUAUCUCUGAUUUUGCUCAGGUUUCAGUUCUCUCUCUCUUCAAGUUAUCGCCAUUCUCCUGCAUUUAGACUGGUUAUAGAACCUGGGGAAGGAGUCGUUCUCAUGGUUAGGAGAAUUUGAGCUCAAGAUGUAUUGGCAUGUAUGCAUUGUAUGUUCCUAAGUAUUUUGGAUGUUUUACACUAUGUUCGGUUCAACUAGGUCGGAUCCCGUGCGUUGUAUGGGUUUGAUAUCAGAAAAUUAUAAGAAGUAAUAUCGAUAAUAAUAUUUACAAAAUUUCAAUUUAAGUAAUAA